AUGCUGCGCGUAGAGGGGCUCAAACGAGCUUAUACCCGCAAGUCUGAAGAGGUAAGGAGAAGAAAACGGGUUGUUGAUGACGCCCAUAAUGUUGCUGACUACUCUUUGUACAUGCAUGGCUUAGAAUCUAAAUCUAUACGCAUGGAACAGGCGGAGAAGACCAAGGCCCUCCAACAGCAGAUUGAUCAGCUGAAAAACCAAGUUGACCAACUGCAGGCGUCCCUGGAUGAUGCCAAUAAAAAGUUGGAGGAACAGAAAGAGCCCCUCCAACGGCUGAGCAAGGCGGAGACUGAAAAUGGCCGCCUUGCCAAAGAGAAUGAGCGCCUGCGCAAAGAGGCGGCUGCUGCCAAUGAGAACUUCAAGGCCACCUUGGAGUCGGAGCAGGAGAGGCUCAUUGAAGAGAAUGA
Chenopodium quinoa (quinoa) is the source of this 407-nucleotide messenger RNA. RefSeq names its product tropomyosin-like. The transcript has a single exon. NCBI's taxonomy places the organism in Eukaryota, Viridiplantae, Streptophyta, Magnoliopsida, Caryophyllales, Amaranthaceae. The record is from RefSeq and is a predicted model, not a curated record. The annotation marks the transcript as partial.